GUUCAUUGCAGAUGGCUGCAAUGCUGCAUUGGGUAUGGAAUCCCGAAAGAUCAAGGAUUCUGCUAUCACAGCUAGUUCUGCGUAUGAUGCCGGCAGCGUUGGACCUCAGCAUGGCAGGUUACACAAUGCAAAGAAUGGUGGGGCAUGGUGUCCCCGUCAGAUGGUCUCACGUGAUUCCAAAGAGUACCUGCAAGUGGACCUGGAGGAAGAGUACGUGGUGGCUGCACUUCAUACUCAAGGUCGCUUCGGUAACGGACAAGGCCAGGAGUAUGCAGAAGGUUACAUGGUGGAUUACUGGAGAGCUGGAAUGGCAGAAGGAGCUUGGAAGCGGUGGAAGAAUAGAGUGGGGAAAGAGGUGAGUGAUCAAGGU
Molecule: messenger RNA, 370 nt
Organism: Acanthoscelides obtectus
Lineage: Eukaryota; Metazoa; Arthropoda; Insecta; Coleoptera; Chrysomelidae
Source: the annotation of a GenBank genome assembly